Molecule: messenger RNA, 828 nt
Organism: Arabis nemorensis
Lineage: Eukaryota; Viridiplantae; Streptophyta; Magnoliopsida; Brassicales; Brassicaceae
Source: the annotation of a GenBank genome assembly
AUGGUCGAUGCGCUCUCUUGUGUCCGAUGGAAACGUCACCAGGAUGCUUUAAUCGAGUUAUCUGAACAUGGAAUAGUCUUAAUCGUUGAGGAAUCAGGUUGUCUUCAAGCCAAGGUUUAUCUUCAACGCGAGUUAUUCACGAAAUACGAGUAUGGAGCUCAAGGGAGACCGAGAUUUGGAAUCAGCUUAGGUCUACUUGUUGAUUGCUUGAACACAUUCUCAUCUCCUGGACAUUCAAAUACUAUUGAAAUCAAGUAUCCAGGUCCUGAUAUGGAGCUUCUUCUCAAAUCUGUUGAUACCUUAAACUCGUGUAUCUACUCUGAGAUAAGAACGAGAAUCCCAGAGACCGUCGCGUGGGACUAUAACUUUGAGCAGGCAGGAAGCGCACCGCUUACUUUUACCGUAAAGUCAGCGGCGUUGAAAGAAGCGAUAGAUGAUCUUGAAUGGCCUGGAUCAAGUGUACAGAUUAGCCUUCAUAAUUCUCCUCCUUGUGUUACCUUUAGAGGAGAAGGACACGGAGACUUACAGAUUGACUUCAUGUAUUAUGCCAACACAGAUCUUCUCCUUGCCUUUCAUUGUGAUACCGAAGUCUCUUACGGAUACAAAUACAAGUUUUUGAAGGCAACAACCGCAAAUAUACCGGGGAACGUUGUGAGAGAAAACAGGGGAAGUAAACUAACAAUAGGAAGAGGAGGAAUGCUGAAAGUUCAACACUUGGUUUCGGUUUCUAAAGCUUUAGCACCACAAGUCGAAUCUGCAGGGUAUCAACCGCCGAGUCGGAUUGCUUAUAUAGAGUUCUUUGUGAAGCCUGAAGAAUCUAGUGAUUGA